This is a messenger RNA of Cucurbita maxima (winter squash), 571 nucleotides long. Its product is annotated as mini zinc finger protein 2. The transcript has a single exon. Gene Ontology annotation, cellular component: nucleus. The record is from RefSeq and is a predicted model, not a curated record. Bases 100 to 390 code for a protein of 96 amino acids. Lineage: Eukaryota; Viridiplantae; Streptophyta; Magnoliopsida; Cucurbitales; Cucurbitaceae. Gene Ontology annotation, molecular function: DNA-binding transcription factor activity; transcription cis-regulatory region binding. Gene Ontology annotation, biological process: regulation of DNA-templated transcription; regulation of developmental process.
AUUUGUGAUCUCUCCCAAUUCAUUUUUCUUCAAACCCAUUACCAAAAAUUGGAGCUUUCUUGGAGUAAAACAAGAUCAAGCUAAAAAGAAACUGAGAAAAUGAGAAAGCGUCAAGUUGUGCUCAGAAGAUCAGAAGAACCCUCGAGAGACACUGAGGCUUCCUCUUUCACAGUAAGGAGUGUUAGAUAUGGGGAGUGCCAAAAGAACCACGCUGCCAGUGUCGGAGGGUACGCCGUCGAUGGGUGUCGAGAAUUCAUGGCAAGCGGCAACGAAGGUACGACUUCUGCACUGACUUGCGCUGCCUGCGGUUGUCACCGGAGUUUCCAUAGAAGGCAAGUUGGAACGGAGGUAGUCAGUGAUUGCUCGUCGUCUCCCUCGAACGAAACUUAAGAGAUUGCAGAUACUGCGACGAGGUUGUUUUUGUUUUGAGGGUGCUGAAUAAACAAAAUUAUGUGUGUUUGUGUUGUGUUCGUGUAAUGUUUUCCAUCAUAUUUCUUUUGAAUUAUGUGUGAUUUUGAGUGUAUUAAUCUUUUUGGAGUUUGGAAGCAAUAUACCUAAAAUCUUUAUGGCA